AUGGCGGACUCCAUCUGCUCGGUAUCGGCACCGUGUAUGUCCACUGGACAACGCAUCAUCCUCUUAGCCUCACCCACAAAGAUAUCUCGAUGGCUAGAGAAUGGAGAGAAUGGAGAGAAUGGAGAGAAUGGAGAGAAUGGAGAGAAUGGAGAGAAUGGAGAGAAUGGAGAGAAUGGAGAGAAUGGAGAGAAUGGAGAGAAUGGAGAGAAUGGAGAGAAUGGAGAGAAUGGAGAGAAUGGAGAGAAUGGAGAGAAUGGAGAGAAUGGAGAGAAUGGAGAGAAUGGAGAGAAUGGAGAGAAUGGAGAGAAUGGAGAGAAUGGAGAGAAUGGAGAGAAUGGAGAGAAUGGAGAGAAUGGAGAGACGGGAGUGAUGGGAGUGAUGGGAGUGAUGGGAGAGAAUGGAUUAAUCGAAAUUUGCGUGUUGCUCUAG
Penicillium samsonianum is the source of this 429-nucleotide messenger RNA. RefSeq lists its product as uncharacterized. The transcript has a single exon. NCBI's taxonomy places the organism in Eukaryota, Fungi, Ascomycota, Eurotiomycetes, Eurotiales, Aspergillaceae. The record is from RefSeq and is a predicted model, not a curated record. The coding region runs from base 1 to 429 and encodes 142 amino acids.